Messenger RNA from Anoplophora glabripennis (Asian longhorned beetle), 2600 nucleotides. RefSeq names its product zinc finger protein 708-like. Gene Ontology annotation, cellular component: nucleus. The record is from RefSeq and is a predicted model, not a curated record. The transcript has 5 exons. Gene Ontology annotation, biological process: regulation of transcription by RNA polymerase II. Lineage: Eukaryota; Metazoa; Arthropoda; Insecta; Coleoptera; Cerambycidae. Bases 131 to 2287 code for a protein of 718 amino acids. Gene Ontology annotation, molecular function: zinc ion binding; DNA-binding transcription factor activity, RNA polymerase II-specific; RNA polymerase II transcription regulatory region sequence-specific DNA binding.
AGUACACUGUCAAAUCUAUGAUAUUUACCUCAGACUAAUAAAUUAUUACUCUGAGAUAUUUACAUUUGAUUAAUAUUAACCAAAAUGAAGCUUCUCAAAUUAUAAUUCUAUACAAACAUAAGUUAUCAAAAUGGAGGAUUUUGUGGAAGAGUAUUGCAGAUUAUGUCUAAGUGUUGUAAAAGAUGGACAUUUUAAAGAGAUACAAGCUGUUACGAAGGAUAUUUUAGACGUUCUCUUACUGAAAUUGAAUUUUGAAGAAAAAAGCAGGCAUGUAAUGUGCAACGUUUGUUCACUGAAUGUAAUGGAGGCAUUCAAAUUCAAGUCGAUGUGUCUCUAUACUGACAACACCAUAAUUCCUUAUGUUGACGAUGAAGCAGGAUGUUCUGUCGACUUAAUAAAGAUUUACGUUAAGGAAACAGGAAAUGAACAAUUAACUGCCAUAUUAGAUGAGUAUAAAGUUUGUAGGUUAUGUAUGCACCUAAUAAAGGGCAAGUUUAUAUCGGUACAUAAAAUGGAGAUUGAUAUGAUCGAGAAGUAUAUUCCAGAAAUAAAUUUCAGUGUCGUGGAAGAUUCCGUUAUUUGCAGACAAUGUUUUGAUUCCUUCAGAACCCACAGUAGCUUCAUAAAGAACUGCCUAGAAGUAGAAGAAAGAAUUAUGAGUACUCAUAAAACAGAAGUUUCUGGUAAUUUGAUCUGGACUUUGUCGUCAGAUUUGGUUGUAAAAACUGAGGAGAUUGAUAUAAAAUCUGAAGGAAGCGAGCAAGAAGAGCAAUUGCUUGAAAUUUAUCCUGUCUCACCGAAACUUAAAGAUAAAGCGACCUUGAAUAAAACCGAGAAUGUUCCUAUAAAAUCAGAUGGCGAUAAAGGGAGUGAUGCACCUAUGGCCGUUCCAGCACAUGAUAUUUCCAAAGUAAAACACAGCAAAUCUACACCCAGGACACGUAUAACGAAACUUAAGCAAAAGAAAAACGAGCACAGGUGUGUAAAAUGUGACUACAAAACAUUAAACAAGAACUAUCUAGCAAUUCACCAGUCAGUGCACGGUGAGACUCCCGCAGCGCAGAUACACAAAUGUGACACAUGUGAUUAUACGACCAUUCACAAAAGUAACCUCGCGCGCCACCAGAUAAAACAUAAGGAUCCCUCGGAAGUCGUGACAUUCAAAUGUGACACAUGCAAUUAUGAAACCAAUUGCAAAAGCUCCUUUACAGAACACACAUUGACGCACAAAAAGUGUUCCGAAGUGCAAAUGCUCAAGUGCAUUUACUGCCAGUACGAGACGAAAUCUAAGAGGGGCAUAAGACGUCACGUCUUAACCCACGAACGAAGACUGCUCGAUCCCAAGGAAGCUACGAAGAUAAAGCGUAUGUUACAACUCAAGAAACCGUUUUCUGUUAAAAAGUUCACCUGCGAGACGUGCGACUUCACGACGUUGAACAAGUCGAAGUUCUCCGAUCACCAGCUGAGGCACAAAGGGGAGAAACCCUACGGAUGUAAUGAGUGCGAGUACAGAGCAUUGAAAAAGAAUUUUCUCAAGUUACACAUGUUGUCGCACAGGAAGCCAUCGGAAGUACCCUUGUACAAAUGUGACAAGUGUGACUAUGAAGUGAGAUAUAAGAGCAGCCUUAUAAAUCACCAGCUAAUACACAAAAGUACCUCCGAGAUACAGAUGAACAAAUGCCUGUACUGCGACCACGAAACAAAAAAAAAGGCGGGUCUGAAGGAGCACAUCAUAUACUGUCACAGAAGUAAACUGUUCGAUCCCGAGGAAAAUUUGAGGAUAAAGCACGUCUUAAAACUCAGAAAACUCAUAACCGUGAAAAUGUACAAAUGUGAUAAGUGUGAUUACGAGACGGUAUACAAGAGGCAGUUCCUGUGUCACCAGUCGAAGCACGGCAUAGUGAAUUUACGCUAUCCAUGUGACGAGUGCAGUUACUCAACGAUAUACAAGAGCCACUUGGCGGUCCAUCAACUGUCGCACAGGAAAGCAUCGGAGGUGCCGGCAUACAAGUGUGACGUGUGCUUUUUCCAAACUAAAUACAAACGGAGUUUGGACUUACAUGACUUGAAGCAUAGGAAUCCCCCAAAGGAGGAAAUGUACCAGUGUGGAAAGUGUAGCUAUGCGAGCAAGUACAAGAACAAUUUAGUGGCACAUCAGCUGAAGCACAAAGGUCAUUCAGAGGUUCGGACGUACACGUGUGAUAGGUGUGGUUUCAAGACCAAGCGUAAGUGUGAACUCGUGGUUCAUCUGUCAAAACCCAAGCGGUGCCGAGGUGCAAGGAAGUGAGUGUGUGUUUCGGACUGCUGUAUGUACACAGGGGGUAAAAAUUGAUACUUACUGUUACAUGCCCUAUAAUAUUUUUAUUAUAUACAUUACCAAGAAUAUUCGAUUUUAUUUUGUCACCAACAUAUUGAGGAAAGUGCAUGUUUUUGAAAGAAUGUGAAGUAUCCUAUUUUAGCGAUUUAAGGAGCAUUGGGUAUUUUGACACCUGUGAAAAAUAUUUAAAAAAUUAAGGAAAUAAAACGAUGCCCCAAAAGGAUUAGUGAACCAUUAUUUUUAUGAAAAUAAUUUUACCUAACCGAAGAUCUCGCACUGAAAA